AGCUCCUUGCGGGAGGGGAAGGGCGUCUGCUGAUGCGCGCGCGCCCAUACCGACGAGAGCCACGGGGUUCUACUCAACCUCCGGAGGGGAGGACCCCGAGAUGCGCACGAGAAGGAAAGGGAUCGCUUGUCGAUGUCGCCUCGUUUUCAGUAGGCAGCAGGUGACAGUGAGCUUUUCUGGCUUAGGUGCCAGGCGCCCGUGAGGCGCGCCGGCUGUUUCGCUUUUGCUGCCCAGAAGCCUCGGGGCUGCGGCUUUAGAAGCGCCCGCCAGGUUGUCGGUGGGCCAAGAGCUUUGCGGGAUUCUCUUAUUGAUGUCCCAUUUACAAGUCACCACCCCCUCCUUACUGAAGGUUGAAGGAGGAAAAGGACUAUCAGCCAUUUGUAACAGAACCAGCUUCCUUUUAAACGAAUUACGCAACGCCCGAGCAUCCUGCAAAGAACCCUGAAGAGGAGGCCCAGGGUUCGGGUGGGGGAGGACCCAGCCCAGACGUACCCAGCCACAUCUGCCUCGCUGCUAACUUUUCCGUGGGCGUCUCUCUUAUUUAUUUCUCCUGUGAAAAAUGAUAAAAAUGUGUGCUUUUGACGUCAUAUUUUAGUUCUCCAAAUACAAACCCACUGAAAAUCAACUUAAGAAAUUUUUACAGACACUCCGUUAACCCAUUUUCUGAUACAUGUAUAUUUUAUUUAUAAUACUUUUUAAACUGUAGAUACUAAAACCAAAUGAAACCCGAAGCCGUGGAGUAGAUUCUUACUGAUACUAGGAGGCAAGUGUGGUUGAGGGGAUAAGGCAAUUUUUUGUUGCAGUCAGAGACUAGAAAGCUGGGAGAGGUAUAUUAAGUGCCAGUUGCUGGCAAGUCAGUUUCGACUCAUAGUAGCCCAAUUAGGAUAGAGUAGAAUUGCCACAUAGAGUAUACAAAGCUGUAAUUACAGAGGCAGAUUUGGUGUUGCUUAUUUGCAUAACAUUCUCUUAUUAGAGUUUGACUUAAAAGACAAUGUCCACCAACAGAAGGGAUAGCUGCAGCUGUUUUUGGUGAGAAUACUUGCUUUCUAAGCAAGAAUUAGACAUCUGGACAAGAAGAAUAUAACUGAAAAUGGACAUAAAUGGAAUGAACUCAAAAUGGCCUUUAUAAUGCAGUCUUAUUAUUCACAAUUAAAUAAAAUACAUAUAUAAUUCUAUGUUGUAACCAAAAUAUCUGGAGCUAAAAGCCUGCUGAUUUCAUUUGACAUACCAGGUAGUCAAUGUAAGCCCAAAAUUUAUUCAUAACUUUGCAGGUACCCAAUCUCUUCUUUUAAUAGAUUAUUCUGUUGUAAUGGGCUUCUGGGAACCAGCAGGUAUUAACCAGUCUCAGGUAAGAUGAAUUUGUAAACUAGAAUGCCACAUAUGUAUAUGUGUGCAUGUGUAUGUGUGUCUAUAAAGAGAAAUUUCUGGUAGGACAAUUUCUGGCAGAUAAUUUCCUACCGAAAGUUAAAUUCAUUCAGGGCACCAAAUUAGAACGGAAGGUUACAUAGUUAGCAUGUAACUAUUACAAAGUGAAUUAAAGAUUAUUAAGAGAGAUUUUCUUCCAUCUGAUGCAAAUGGAUGGAUUAAAUGCAAUUUUUUUCAUUACAUCUAUAAUUAAAAACUAAUAAUGAUUCAGACAAUUGCUAACUUGUUAAUUUUUUCUUUUUCUAGCAUUCGUAUAAUCUACCACCAUGUUACGGUACCAUUGGAUGGAUUAUAGCUUUCUAUUGCAUUAAUUAUAUUCCAGUCCAGUUUUUGAUCAGUCAUCUAGAUUACUAGAUUUAGGAAAUACUUUGACCUGAACUGCAAUUUUCAUUUUUUAAGAACAUUAAAAAUAAAAAAGUUUUUUACUAGUAAAUGUAUUUCCAUUGUACCUUCCAAAAGAGCUCCAUGUUUUACAAAUGUAGUGUGUUUAAAUGAAUAACUAUAACACAUGCAGUGAUGACUAAAAAUCAAAAAUUGGCUAAAUAAGGGAAAAUUAUUUGUAAAUUUAUCAGGAUCCUACUUGUAAUUCUUGGAUAAGGGAAUAUCAGUAAGAUCUCAUUGCUUUCUUGUGAACAACUUUCAUGAAAACGUGACUGAAGUGAACCCCUGCUAAGAAAGUAGCCAUAUAUUCAGCAUAUUUAAGAUAGCUCUCUUUAUUUACGUCUCUACAUAAACAGAGAUCUAUAGAGAUGAUAACAGAAGUACCAACAUGGAUUAUGAUUCUAGUGUGUUCAUCUUUUGCUACGGGCCCUAGACAGUAUGAUGGGACAUUCUAUGAAUUUCGUACUUAUUACCUUAAACCCUCAAAGAUGAGUGAGUUCCUGGAAAAUAUUAAGAAAAACAUUCAUCUUCGGACAGCUCACUCUGAACUGAUUGGAUUCUGGAGUGUAGAAUUUGGAGGCAGAGUGAAUAAAGUGUUUCAUAUUUGGAAGUAUGAUAAUUUUGCUCAUCGAACUGAAGUUCGGAAAGCCUUGGCCAAAAAUAAGGAAUGGCAAGAACAAUUCCUCAUCCCUAAUUUGCCUCUUAUAGAUAAGCAAGAGUGGGAGAUUUCUUACCUGGUACCAUGGUGCAAAAUAGAAAAGCCACCAAAAGAAGGAGUCUAUGAACUGGUUAGUUUUCAGAUGAAACCUGGUGGACCAGCUCUGUGGGGUGAUGCAUUUCAAAGGGCAGUUAAUUCCCAUGUCAAUCUAAACUACGCUAAACUGGUUGGAGUUUUCCACACAGAAUAUGGAGUACUCAACAGAGUUCAUGUUCUUUGGUGGCAUGAGAGUCCAGAUAGUCGUGCAGCUGGGAGACAUCAGUCUCAUGAGGACCCCCGAGUUGUGGCAGCUGUCCGGGAAAGUGCCAACCACCUAGUAUCACAGCAGAAUAUGCUUCUGAUUCCUACAUCUUUCUCACCGUUGAAAUAGUCUGCUACGAGAUGAGACAUUUCAUUAACUGCUGUAAGAUAUAUCUGCUAGUGAUGCUUAAUUUUUCCCCAGAGAGUCUCACGUUUAUUUGAAGGAGGUGGUAAGUUAAUUAGCUAUGUCCCUUGCAUUAUUGAAAGCUACCUCUGUCCUUUGUCGUUACCACUUCAGAAAAUAGGUCUGUUCAUUUCCCCUGUGGCAUUUCACUGUCUGUUAUACAUUAGAAAUAGCUGCCACUGCUUCCUGAUCUUGAUUUUUCCUUUAUUUUCAAAUAUCGCUGCUUCUGUAUUUUCACAACCUUUUUGGUACAGCAUUUUCUUGUAUUAAAAUGAUGUUAUAUUUUCAUGCCGCUGACAUGAUUUUUAAAUUAUUUAUAUACAGUAUCUACCUUUUUCAGGGUAUCUGUUUUUCUGAGAUUUUUUAAUUGUGUCCAGUAAAGUUUAUUUUAUAGUAUCAAAUGGGAUUCAUAAGAGUAUUAGAUCAAAUAUAUUUCUUUACAUUGGAAAAGCAUAAUUUGUGUAGUCUGUAUUAUGGUUUUCACAUUAUUAAUUACUCUAACUUAGAAAAGAAUGUAAUUAGGUCUUGGUAUUAAAAAAUUUUUCAAGGCUUGUUGAUUUAUAUGCUGAAAUGUGUUAAUUUAUAAUUAAUUUUACUAAUUUUUACUUUGUUUUGAAUUACUAUUUAGCAGAGAUACUUGGGACAUCUAUUUGUUUUAAAGAGAUCUUUUAUGGUUAUGGACAUACUUACCCUAAUAAAAGCCUACAUAUCCAUUCUAAUUCUUUUUAUUUUCAUUUUAUAUUUUUAUCCUCUUUUCUGGAGCUAUUGCUGUGUUGCUAUAGGGUAGUGACACAGUAAUAAUUUACCACCUUUAUUGUAAAUGGUAAGUUACAUCAAGAAAAUAGCAUGCUAGCAACCCCAGAAGGAGAAUUUCUUCAGCACUGUCACAGGUGUGCUAGGGUUUUCCUUGAAACACCUGUAAUUUCUAUUUUAGUUGAGUGCCUCUGCCUUCUAACUUUAGUUUUGGUAUUUCCAAGCUCUCCUGCUAGUCUAUACUUACAGCUAUGUUAUUUUACAUUUCUAAAACAUACUGCAAAUUUAAAAUAGUAAAUUAUGAAUUAGCUAUCUAAAGAAAUUUUGAAAAACAGAAAGUAUAUCACCUUUUCUUUAUCUGGACCUCUGGGAUCUCUGAUUUAUCUGGACCAUUAUGUAAUGUGAGACAGUCAGUAUACCCUGCCUUCUCUCCUGUUACUAUGGAUGAACCUUACAUGUUCCAAGCAAAGACAGGACUCUAUUUUUACACUUACUUGCUCAAGGAUGUGUCUGCAGUAGUUCUUCCCUCUGUUUCUUGAAACCAGUUUUUCCCUCUCUAUAGGAUCCUUCUUGCCAACAGACAAAUGUGCUGUUUUUCCCAUCUUAAAAAAUACACACUUCUCUCUCCAGCUACUGCCCCAUUUUUCUUUUCCUUUAUAACUAAAAAGUGUAAUCCAUACUUCCUGCUUCCAGUUUCUCUCAGUUCUCUCAUAAACUUAAUCACCACAUUAGCCAAAUUGCCCUUGUCAAUCUCAUUUCUCAGUCAUUUUACAAUUGACAUCUUCUUUCUUUUGGAAAUACUUUCUCAUUUGUCCUCCAGGACUCCACACAAAGCCUUCUUUUCUCAUUAGCUGUUACAUCUUCGUCUCCUCUUUCUUGACCACCUAUGUUAGAGUACCCAGGGCUGAUUAAAUGAAGUGCCUGACAACACAGGAAACACUUGGAAAAGACAGCUAAUUUAAAUCAUCUGCCUUUUCAUUUUUCAGUGGUUUUCUUUUCUCUCUCCCUCGAUGGUCGUUUUCGCACACACAGUUUUCUGUCAUUUCAUUAAAGUUUCUGUAAUUUGAAGUUCAAGUUGGGAGGAUGAAGUUAUGAUCCUGAUGCUGAGCAGUCAUCCAGGCUCGUUUGCAAGCCAAGGUGCUACUGCACACAAGUUCAAAUUCAUGCCUCAGCAAAAGGACUGCUCACUACACGUCACGGCCGUUCAGAAGAGGUCACAAGGAGAGCCAGGACUCUAUUGUUGUGUCUUAAAGGGCUAUCACUACAGGGGUUCUUCACGUACUGAGAAAAGCAGACAUUCUUUUCUGAAACUUUGAUUCAUAAUUAGCUGUGGAAAAUCCAUGUCUCAUCAUGGCACUAUAUAAUGUUGUGUAUACACUGUACAGCACUUUUUACAGGAGAAAAGGCACUUCUGAUAUUAGUCUCAGUAUCUUUUUUAUUUUUCUGCAUCCUCACCCUUGCCAACCACCCCCGGCACCUUGCCAGUGUACUUGGCACACUGUGUCCUUAUAUUUUUGGUUGAAUAAACAAAAGAACGCUGAAGGCUGCCUUUGUAGCCUUCUCAAUACCAAGUUGAGUUUUUGUUAAUUAAAUAAGCUUAGCUACAGAGUAUUUUCAAAGAUCUCUGUAGCUGCAGAAUCAUCAAAGUGUUCAUCUAAAAACCACUUAAAUUUGCUUGAUAAGAGUUACUUAAUAUAGUAACUGAAUCAUGAAGGUGCAAAACACCCCUUGUUUUUAUUUUCAAGUAAUCUCAGUUCUCUUGUGAUUAACAGGACAUUGAAGCCUUUUCUGAAAUUUUUACUGCUGAUCCAAAUAGCUUUCCCUCUACCAGCAGACAUUUCUUACUAUUGUAAGUUUUAUAACAUUUUAACAGUAGGUGGUGCCACGAAUGUACGAAAGUAAAUUUGUAUAGACCAACAGAACUGACACAGCUUUAUUUCGUGACUCAUUUACAACAUAGAAAUAUCUUUUUAACACUUCAUAUAAAGUUAUUGACAAUACAAAUAUUUUUUUCUUUUAAUGAAAAUGAUUUAACUUAGAAAUCUAUUGUGAAACUUCUGUCUAGUUUUGCAAUUUUUAGAUAUUCCAGUGCAAAAAUAGAUCCCAUUACAGACAGCAUAAAGUGCUUGGAAUGAAGGACCAAUGAUAAAGGAAAAGCACAAAACAUAGCUUCAUCCUAGAGUUUAAGAAGGGAGAAUAGCAUACUUAAUCCUUAAUGAAAUAUAAACAUUCUAUAAAAAGGGAUGCAACAAUUUGAAAAAAAAAUUAGAGCAUAUCACUAUAGUACUGGAUUACUAGUAAAUGGAGCCUUGAUGGAGCAAUGGUUAAGCACUUGGCGGCUAACUGAAAGGUCAGCGGUUCGAACCCACCAGUGGCUCCAUGGGAGAGAAGACCUGGUGAUCUGCUCCCAUAAAGAUUACAGUCUAAGUAACCCUUUGGGGCAGUUCCACUGUGUCA
This is a messenger RNA of Trichechus manatus latirostris (Florida manatee), 6158 nucleotides long. It is a transcript of the gene NIPSNAP3A, whose product is annotated as nipsnap homolog 3A. Gene Ontology annotation, cellular component: mitochondrion. The transcript is spliced from 6 exons. Lineage: Eukaryota; Metazoa; Chordata; Mammalia; Sirenia; Trichechidae. The record is from RefSeq and is a predicted model, not a curated record. Bases 2175 to 2894 code for a protein of 239 amino acids.